Messenger RNA from Cydia pomonella (codling moth), 3926 nucleotides. RefSeq lists its product as uncharacterized. The coding region runs from base 2964 to 3902 and encodes 312 amino acids. The transcript is spliced from 2 exons. Lineage: Eukaryota; Metazoa; Arthropoda; Insecta; Lepidoptera; Tortricidae. The record is from RefSeq and is a predicted model, not a curated record.
CCACGUAAAACAAUAAGUAAUAUGUCUAAUACAGCAGUCAUUGUGUAUUUGCCUAUAUACGUGACAAAUCGCUCCGAUAAACUGCUACACGUACGCAAAUGAUUUCAUUAAAUUUUACAUUUUUACUCAAUAUAAAAUUUUUCCUCAAUUCCAGGGUUUUCAAACAUGAUUAAUUAUAACGUCAUUGACGCACCGAUAGAUUAGGCAUUGACAUUUUGUAGGUACAUGAGUGUAUUUUACAGAAAUAGUGUCAUAACCCAUAUUUAUUGGGAUAUGUUUGUGAGGAUAUUGUUGUCAUGGGAUAUUAAGACGCGAAGCCUUAUUUCGGAUACCGUUUAUGAGGAGAGGUGGGUCGAACAAAGGAAUAAUCUCCUUUUCGUCCACUACAAAUAUCUCCUUACGAAGUUGGGAAUUGUUUCGUAAAUAUUCUGCUUUAGUGUCAUUAAUAAGAGUGUUUAUAGCACUAAUAUUGGUCGCCCCUUGGUCACACACAGUUGCUACUACGCGUAAUCCUACGCUGUGCAGUUUUCUUAUACUCGUAAUGUACAGGUUGGACCAAAAGUCUUUUUAAAUUUUAAACAGGAAUAAAAAAUAAACUAAUUGUGCUAGGUAAAAACUGUUUAUUGCUUAUGAAAAUACAUAAAUGAGGAUUUUUUUUUUUUAAAUCACAUCGUCCAUAUGUGAUCCUUCAUUAUUUUUACACUGCUGUAACCUGGAACGAAAAUUUUAAGCAACGUCUGGGCAAGCGUAAUUUUAGUGGGGAUAGGAAGAAAGUUACGGAGUCUCCUCAGGGAAGCCACUGACGCAAACAUCUUCCUGCUAACUUCGCUAAGCUGGGGCAUCCAAGAAGCACUUUUUCUUGGAUGCCCCAGCUUAUCCAUAAUAAUACCCAGGUUUUCCACAUGGGGAGAGAAGGGAAUCAAUACUCCGUUAAACAUUAUUGGUGGGAUAUUAUUAAAGUCUACUCUCGAAAUCAGUCUGGGGCUCCCAAUAACGAUGGCUUGAGUUUUACUUGGGUUAACGUUUAAUCCAUAGCUGCUGCUCCUUUCAGAAAUUCGUUGUAAAUCACUUUUUGUCGACGAGAUAACAGCUGAUAGAUCGUUAAGCGAACCCUGUGAAUAUAUUUGAAGAUCGUCGGCAUAAAGGUGGAAAGAUGAAGAGAGAUUGAGGGUAAUGGAAUUAAUAAAUAAAGAAAAUAACAAAGGAGACAACACGCCGCCCUGCGUGCUGCAUCCGGAUGACUGGGAAGAAUCUACCUUUAUACGUUGCCGACGACCAGUUAGAAAGCUACGAAACCACUCAAUUGUAGCAGGAGAUAUGUUGAGAGAACGUAGUAUCGCCAGCACAAUGUCAAAAUCAACAGUGUUAAACGCGUUGCUAAAGUCCAGCAACGUUAACACUGUUAACUUACGAUCAUUCAUACCGAAGCGUAUAUCAUCCGUGAUGUUUACGAGAGCAGUAGCCGUACUAUGUCCCGAACGAAAGACAGAUUGAAAAGUAUUCAGCAGAUCAUUAUUGUUGAGAAAGAAAAGAAGCUGUUGGAAAAUUAAGCGCUCAAGGACUUUGGAAAGGAAAGGAAGGAUAGAGAUAGGACGAUAAUCAGAGAAAGCAGUAGGAUUGGAUUUCUUAGGUAAGGGAUAACUUCAGCAUCUUUCCAAAAUGAAGGAAAAACGGAAUUGGAAAUUGAAGAGUUUAAAAUACAGAUAUAGUAUGAUAUGCAUAAAAACAAUUGCGAUCCUCAAUCAAACACAAUCUAACAUUGCAUUUACUGCACAAAAAUUUGGUUUGUCCUUUGAUGCCUUUUUUUACAGCGGCCUUCUAGAGACGUGGAGAAGUUGUCAAAGUACUUUACAGGCAGGUUCUUGAAUCGUUUGUGACAUAACAACUUUUGCUCCUAAACCCAUGCAAUCUUCGUCAUCAGUAAAUAUAACGUGACGAAAGGUAUCUUCUCCGCCAUAAAUCAAAAAAUCAUACACGAAUCCGGUCAUUCCUGCUCGCACAAAUAUUUUAUACCCCCAUUUCCGAGGUUUGCUUUUUAUGUAUUGUUUUCUUGAGCCUGCUCUAGUCCCUUUGUAUGGAACCAUUAUUUCAUCAAUGCUGAAAUGGUUUUCCUCUUCGACUUUCAAACAAUUAAGACGAACUCUUUCAAGGAAUGGCCGGAUUUUAGGCUUGAAACAGUGCUCGACCGACUGUCAGCGCUGACCUUCGGUCCUGACCGUCAGCGCUGACCGUCGGUGGAGAAAAUGCAUUCAGUGCUACGCUGACAGCGAACUGCGACGCGCGUGUACAGUUGUAAAGAAAAAUGAAUCCUUUUGCUGUAAAUGCUCUAAUAUGUGCACGCUAUUUUUUGCGCCGACGUCGAAAUAGAAGGCGGCGAAGAUAUCAUGUACAUCCAAUACUUGUAGAACGGUUACUUGAAGGUGAAUUUUGCAAACUAUUUUCGAAAUUGCAAGAAGACGAGGAAAAGUUUUUUGAUUAUUUCAAGAUGUCAAUCAGAAGUUUCGAUGAACUCAUCAUCAUUCGCUUGCCCUUAUCCCAUUCAUUUGGGGUCGGCGCAGCAUGUCUUUUUCUUCCAUAUCUUUCUGUCACCCGUCAUCUCAUCAUUCACUCGCGUUCGUUUCAUGUCAUCUCUCACACAAUCCAUCCACCUUUUUUCUAGGUUUUCCUCUCCCGUUCCAUCCCUCCACAUUCAUUCGUAAUACCUUUCUCGUCACAUGACUUUCAUCCCUCCGCAUCACAUGCCCAUACCACGCUAGGCGAUUCGCUCUUACUUUAUCUAUUAUGGGUGCAACUUUCAGGCUUCCUCUUAUAUACUCAUUCCUUAUCCUAUCCAUUCUUGUCACACCACACAUCCAUCUUAACAUUCUCAUUUCCGCUACGUGCAAUCUCUUUUCAUCCGUCACUUUUAGGGCUGUUUCGAUGAACUACAAGCAAGAUUACAUGAUACUUUGAAACAUUCGAAUAUGUUUCGAGCUUCUGUCCAACCUAUUGAAAGAUUGGCUGUGACUUUAAGAUAUUUCGUGACGGGAGAGACAUUUAAAGAUCUUCAUUUUAGCUACCGUUUGGGGGCUUCAACUAUUGGUGAAAUUGUAAAAGAAGUCUGUAAGAACAUUUGGAUUCUACUCCAUGAAGAGUGUCUUUCGAUACCUAAUUCACAGGAAGGGUGGCUACAAAUUGCUGACGGUUUUGAAAAUAUAGCAAAUUUCCCUAAUUGCAUCGGUUGUAUAGACGGAAAGCAUGUCAGAAUAAUUUGCCCUGCACAUAGUGGGAGUCUCUACGCUAAUUAUAAAAAGUUUUAUUCUGUAGUUCUAUUGGCUAUGUGUGAUUCUGACUAUCGCUUCACCUAUAUAAAUGUAGGAGCAUAUGGAACAGAUUCUGAUUCAAAUAUUUUUCGAAGAAGUUCAUUAUUUACAAAGUUACAUAACGGAGAAAUAAUAUUGCCUCCUCCAAAAGCACUACCUCAUACUACAGAACCCCUCCCGUAUAUGAUUCUCGGCGAUGCCGCGUUUGGUAUAUCGAACAAAGUUUUAAAACCUUUCGCGCGAAGUAAUCUGACACAUAAGAAAAAAAUAUUUAAUUAUCGAUUGAGCCGAGCUAGAAGAUAUAUUGAGUGUACAUUUGGAAUAAUGAAUAAUAAAUUUAAGAUAUUUCACAGACCAAUGAAUACUUCCGUACCGAAUACAAUAGCAAUCAUAAAGGCUUGUUGCGUUUUACAUAACUACAUUCGGGAAAGAGACGGAUACAGAAUACAGGAUACACUAACUGUUGUAGGCUUUCACGACCGCACUCAUAGGAACAUUAAUAAUAAUAUCAGAUCAGGUGACGCAAUAAGGGACAAAUUUGCCAACUAUUUCGUGUCACCUGAGGGUAGUUUACCGUGGCAAGAUUCUUGUAUUUUUUAAUUAAAUUAUAUUUUUCAACAGUAA